UAAUAAGUAAUAACUAUGUCUCUUUCAGUCUCUCUCUCACUCUGUCUGUCAGACACCUUAACCGCCGCCUACUUCUUUCUCCGGUAUCACUCCCAUUUCUUUACUUCGACUUUAGCUGUGUUAGUUUUCUCUCCACCGUUGCUGUUGCUAUGUAAUGUCUCUCCGGCGAGGCUGCAACCUGUGACCUCGACACCGAUCUGCUCUCCUCUGCUGUUGCGCUCUCUGCUCACCCAGUCGCGGUCACUUCCUCUGUACUCUCUCUCUCGCCGCUGAUCAGUUUUCUCCACCGGGUGAAUUCUAAUCAUUGUCCAUGAGUCUCUAUGAUGAAUUCAAAGAGAUUCUAAAGAUUCAGAAGUUUCGAAGAUUGGUGUCAUAUACUGGAUUCUACUGCUUUGCCACACUCAUAAGCUAUGCUUAUGUUAGCAAUACAACCCGAGCUGGAUAUUCCAGAGCCGAUCAAUUCUACGCAUCGUACCCGGCUGGUACUGAGCUAUUAACAGAUACUUCCAAGUUGUACAAAGCUGCUCUUGGAAACUGCUUUGAAGCUGAAGAGUGGGGUCCAAUUGAGUUCUGCAUCAUGGCCAAACACUUCGAUCGUCAAGGGAAGGCUCCAUAUGCAUACCAUUCAAAAUACAUGGCACACUUGCUUUCACUUGGACAGCUUGAUGGAAGUGGUUAAUGGGAGAAGUUAACCAUUUAACUCCGAUGAUAUUUGAUAAUUUGGGAGUUGUUUUAAUAUAAUAAUUACAUAGCCAUAUGAAAAUUACUUGAUGAUUACUGAGUACUUGCUCAAGUUUUGGGCUGCCAUGUAUGCUAUAACUGGCUUUUUAUGAUCAAAGAAUAUAGUAUCUUGAGCAUUGAUUCUGUUUUUUGUCUUUAAAAAAAAAAAGAUUUAUCAUGCUUCUUGUCCAUAUACAAACUCUUUCUAUUCUUCCCAAGAUAUUGUAUGACUUGUUGCUUGCCAAUAAGUACAACAUUAACUA
Arachis ipaensis is the source of this 983-nucleotide messenger RNA. RefSeq lists its product as uncharacterized. NCBI's taxonomy places the organism in Eukaryota, Viridiplantae, Streptophyta, Magnoliopsida, Fabales, Fabaceae. The record is from RefSeq and is a predicted model, not a curated record.